Molecule: messenger RNA, 4174 nt
Organism: Chanos chanos (milkfish)
Lineage: Eukaryota; Metazoa; Chordata; Actinopteri; Gonorynchiformes; Chanidae
Gene: ube3a
Product: ubiquitin protein ligase E3A
Exons: 11
Coding region: 158-2740 (860 amino acids)
Biological process (GO): protein polyubiquitination; ubiquitin-dependent protein catabolic process
Molecular function (GO): ubiquitin protein ligase activity
Source: RefSeq, a predicted model, not a curated record
CUGGAGUUGAAUUGAAACCAGAAUUGGAGCGAUUGUGAUGUUUAUUGGCAAAAUUUAUACCCCUACAACAGAGCAUCCUCAGAAGGUUAUUACCUGACCGCCUCUUAAGAUCAGAGCACUAGAAGAAUCUGACGUUGGAAAACCUGAAACAAGUCUAAUGAAGCGAGCGGCUGCAAAGCAUCUAAUAGAGCGCUACUACCACCAGUUAACCGAGGGCUGUGGAAACGAUGCCUGCACGAAUGAGGCUUGCGGCUCCUCUCCGGGCUUCCAGCGCAUGGAUAACAAUGCUGCAGCCAUCAAAGCCCUGGAGCUGUACAAGAAUAAUGCCAAAUUGUGUGACCCUCACCCCUCUAAGAAAGGAGCCAGUUCGGCAUUCCCGGAGAACAGUGCCAAAGGAGCUCAUAACUUCUCUACCUGCAGCAACGGAAAGAUGAACCACAAGGAGCUGCAUCCCUCGAGGGAAGACUUUCGAGAUUUGAAUUACCUUACGGAAGAGAAGGUGUAUGAGAUCCUGGCAUUGUGUGGAGAGACAGAGGAUUAUUCUCCUCUUAUCCGCGUCAUUGGCAGAGUGUUCUCCAGUGCAGAGAGCCUAGUCCAGAGCUUCCGCAAAGCCAAGCAGCACACUAAGGAGGAGCUCAAGUCCCUCCAGGCCAAGGAUGAGGACAAGGAUGAAGAUGAAAAAGAGACUGCAUCUGGGGCAUCCUCUUCAGCUUCGGCGAUGGAAGUAGACCCAGAGACAUCUGCAUCCAGUGGGGAAGGAGCGUCCCAUGAUGGCAACAACGUUCAGAAGCUGGGUCCAGUGGAUGUGUCGGUGGACAUCGAAGCUGUGAGAAGGGUGUAUGACAGACUGUUGUCCAACGAGAAGAUCGAAGCAGCGUUCCUUAAUGCACUGGUGUACCUGUCACCCAACGUAGAGUGUGACCUAACCUACCACAACGUCUACGCUGCUGAUCCCAACUACCUGAACGUUUUCAUCAUCGUCAUGGAGAACAGCAACCUCCAUAGUCCCGAAUACCUGGACAUCGCGCUGCCACAGUUCUGCAAGGCCAUGAGCAAGCUACCUCUCCCUGCUCAGGCCAAACUGGCCCGACUAUGGUCCCAGUACAGCGCCGACCAGAUCCGUCGUCUGAUUGAGACCUUCCAGCAGCUCGUCACCUACACGGUCAUUAGCAACGAGUUUAACAGCGAAAACCUGGUCAAUGAGGAUGACGGCGUGGUGGCGGCCACCAAGUGCUUGAAAAUUGUCUACUAUGCAAACGUGCUGGGUGGAGAGUUGGACACGGAACACAACGAGGAAGAGGACGACGAGCCCAUCCCGGAGUCCAGCGAGCUAACGCUACAGGAGCUUCUGGGCGAGGAAAGGCGCAAUAAGAAAGGCCCGAGGGUCGACCCAUUGGAGACUGAACUGGGCAUCCGGGCCUCUGACUGCCGCCGACCUGUCAUCCCCUUCGAGGAGUUCAUCAACGAGCCGCUGAACGAGGUCCUGGAGAUGGACAAGGACUACACCUUUUUCAAGGUGGAGACAGAGAGCAAGUUCUCCUUCAUGACUUGUCCAUUCAUCCUCAACCCUGUGACGAAAAACCUGGGCCUGUAUUACGAUAACCGAAUCCGCAUGUAUAGCGAACGUAGAAUCACAGCCCUCUAUAGCCUGGUACAAGGGCAGCAGCUAAACCCUUACUUACGACUCAAAGUGCGCAGAGAUCACAUCAUCGACGACGCGUUAGUCAGGCUAGAGAUGAUUGCCAUGGAGAACCCUGCAGACUUGAAGAAACAGCUCUAUGUGGAGUUUGAGGGAGAGCAGGGAGUUGAUGAAGGAGGGGUUUCCAAAGAAUUCUUUCAACUGGUUGUGGAGGAAAUCUUCAACCCUGAUAUAGGCAUGUUCACAUAUGACGAAAGCACAAAGUUGUUCUGGUUUAACCCGUCCUCGUUCGAGAACGAGGGACAGUUCACGUUGAUUGGCAUCGUCCUGGGCCUGGCCAUCUACAACAACUGCAUUCUGGACGUCCAUUUCCCCAUGGUGGUCUAUAGGAAACUCAUGGGCAAGAAAGGAACUUUCCUGGAUCUUGCAGACUCUCAUCCGGUUCUUCACCAGAGUCUCAAGGAACUGCUGGAGUACGAGGGCAACGUGGAAGAGGAUAUGAUGAUAACCUUCCAGAUUUCACAGACCGACCUGUUUGGAAAUCCACUCAUGUACGACUUAAAGGAAAACGGAGAUAAAAUCCCAGUCACCAAUGAAAACAGAAAGGAGUUUGUGGCCCUGUAUGCGGACUACAUGCUGAACAAGAGUGUGGAAAAGCAGUUUAAAGCCUUCAGAAGAGGUUUCCAUAUGGUCACCAACGAGUCUCCACUCAAGUACCUCUUUAGGCCAGAGGAAAUAGAACUGCUUAUCUGCGGCAGCAGGAAUCUUGACUUCCAAGCGCUUGAAGAGACAACAGAAUACGAUGGCGGUUACAACAAGGAUUGUCGUAUUAUUAAGGAUUUCUGGGAGACGGUGCACUCCUUCAGUCAGGAACAGAAAAGGCUGUUCCUGCAGUUUACCACCGGAACUGACCGAGCGCCCGUCGGAGGAUUGGGAAAACUCAAGAUGAUCAUCGCCAAAAACGGGCCUGAUUCUGACAGGUUACCCACCUCUCACACCUGCUUUAACGUGUUGCUGCUCCCAGAGUACUCCAGCAAGGAGAAGCUGAGAGAGAGACUCCUGAAAGCCAUCACUUACGCCAAAGGCUUCGGUAUGCUCUGAGCCUGAUGACCUGCCAUGAACUCACUCAUUUCAGAGGUUCCUGCAUCCAGGGGCAGAGAUGAAAUUCAGCUAAACCCACAAAAACAAACAAACAAACAAACAAACAAACAAAAAAGUAAAUAUCAAGUUUAAAUGUAAGGCAAGACGGAAUGGGCUCCAAUGAAAAGAGAUUUGUGGUGACCGCGUGCCUGUGCCUAUAUAGUAGAUAAAAAAAAAAAAAGAACCCACACUGGACUUAUGGCUCUCCCUCUUCUGUAAGUGUUACGUUUCCCUGUUUUUGUAUGCACUGAAAUAUAGCACUAUUUAUUUUAAGGGAUAAAAGCUGUUCUUUCAUGUCUGCCUGGAAUUCAACUCGCUUUUUUUUGUUUUGUUUUGGUUUUUUUUGUUUCUAAUUUGGUGAAGGAGGGACAGAGGGACAGAGUUUUUUUUCCAACACCUUCAGGACAAAAAAAAAAAAUCACCAUGUUGAACCCAAUAAAGAUGAAAGGGAGAUGGAAAAGGAUGCUUGUUUGUUGUACUAUGGUCAAACUGUGAAAGUGCACUUAAAACUAAAUAUCCAGAAUGUUCUGUUUCGUCACGUUUGACAUUUUUGUGCUCAUGGUUCUAUAGGUCUUCCUAGUGUCAGUCACUUGCUUUGCCAGUGUAUGCUUUCUAAAGGCACAGAGCUGCUCCAGUCCAGGCUGGGUUACCAGGAGUUUAGUGAAGGAACUGCUAUUGUUUGUCGUGCCACUUUGGCGAAUUGUGCUGCUUCUUUUGGCCAGUGUUCUUUGUCUCCCUCGAUUACGGUCCAGAUGAGCUCCCUAAGAGCGUUGGUUAGUCCUUCCCCAAAUCGAUCUGAUCUCAUGGCACGGUCCUGAUGAGUGCAUCCACCUCUUAACCUCAAGUGUUUACCAGAUUCAGAGAGAUUUCGGUCUUUUUUUCCCAGUCCCGUUUUUAAUUUGAGAUGGCAGACUUUUUUUUUUUUAAAAAAAAAAACAAAACACAUUAGAAGCCAAAUGAGAGAUGCUCCACAUUAUUCUGUACUCCACUGAAUCAAACCGUAUUAAUGUUUCAGUAGUUUGUUUCCAGCUACGCAGCGUUGUGGCCCAUUUAACUGUGUUGUACAAUUUAAUCAGGAGGGGAACAGGCACAAAUCAAACCACUAUGUUGUGCCAAACUUGCUCACCACAAUCCCUCAGGUUUGGCCAAGACCUGUCUGAAACCUUCAAUAUCAGUGUCCUAAGAUUCCCUUUUUUUCUUUUUCUUUUUUUGGCUCAUAUGUUUGUUUUGGUUGUUGUUGUUUUUUUUUUCCUUUUUGACAUUUAAUGUGACUGUGGUUUAUUCCACCGCUGAUGGCGCAAACACAAAAAGGGGGAAACAGAAGCUGCCGCGGAGAAUGAAAGCAUUUGAUUGUUUGUUUCAAGUUAUUCUUAAAUAAAUUAAAAACUGAAAAAA